Molecule: messenger RNA, 4040 nt
Organism: Paramisgurnus dabryanus
Lineage: Eukaryota; Metazoa; Chordata; Actinopteri; Cypriniformes; Cobitidae
Source: RefSeq, a predicted model, not a curated record
UGGGAGUACUCAAAAUGUGACCCUGCCCACGUUUGCCAAUCGCUCCGCUUCCACAACAAGGAAAAGUAUAGAAACACAAAUACUUUUUCUUUCUUAAUCGCUUCUAUUCAAAUCUUUUACUCUGUCACUUUUCACAAUCUGCUGAAAUAGUAGCUAUAGCAACGCCGCGCGCACACGGAAACAUUCACCACUAGGGCGCUGGAUUAUUUUUUGCAACUGCACAUCGUCCAAUGUGUGAAAUAUGGGGAACUUUAUCGAAACUGUUUGAUCGCAUUCGACUUGAUACAUAUAACUGACGGAUCAAAAGACAAGCCUGCCGUGGUUUGUGUAAUUCGCCGAUAACAAAAGGCCGGUCAUCUUCAUUGAUCCGAGGGGGUCAGAAUGGGGCAUCCUCCGCUGGAGUUCAGCGACUGUUACUCCGAUAGUCCGGAUUUCAGAGAGAGAUUAAAAUGCUACGAAAUCGAGAUGGAAAGAACCAGCAAGUUCCUAAAAGAUGUCAUCAAGGACGGGAACAAUGUCAUCAACACGAUUAAAGAAUACUCACUAGCUCUGCAGAAGUUCUCUUUUACCCUUCAGUCAUUCCAGUUUGAUUUCAUCGGUGACACACUGACAGAUGAUGAGAUGAACAUUGCUGAAUCUUUUCGUGAGUUUGCUGGUUUGCUGCAGGACGUGGAAGAGGGACGAAUGAUGCUGGUCCAGAAUGCAUGUGACUUGCUUAUCAAACCUCUGGAAAAGUUUAGGAAAGAUCAAAUUGGAGUCACAAAAGACAAAAGGAAGAAGUUUGAGAAGGAGAGUGAGAGGUAUUACUCUCAGCUGGACAAACAUGUGAAUAUGUCCUCCAAGAAAAAAGAGACGCAGCUACAGGAGGCAGAUGAACAGCUGGAUAAGGAGCGUCAGGCAUUUUAUGAGUCAUCUGUUGAAUAUGUCUACCAGAUCCAACAGGUUGAAGACAGGAAGAAGUUUGAUGUUGUGGAGCCUGUAUUGGCAUUUCUGCAGAGCAUCCUAACUCUGAACAACCUGACGGUGGAGAUGACACAGGACUUUCUACCUUAUAAACAGGAGCUCCAGCUCAGCCUACAGAACACUCGUAACCACUUUGAGAGCACCAGAGAGGAAAUGGAAGAGCUUAUGAAGAGGAUGAAACAAUCAUCGCAGAUGUGUAUUAGACAUGGCCAGCAGUCCACUAUAGAAGGAUACCUCUAUGUUCAUGAGAAAUGGGCUUUGGGUGUUACCUGGGUGAAGUAUUAUUGUAAAUACUUCAAGGACAACAAAACAUUCGUAAUGGUGCCGAUGGAGCAAAAACCAGGAGCGAAACAGACCACAUGUCAGCUAACACUGAAGUCAUGCAUACGCCGCAAAGCAGAUUCUAUCGAUAAACGCUUCUGUUUUGACAUUGAGACAAUCGAAAGGUGCUCCCCCGUCCUGAUCCAAGCUAUUUCUGAGGUCAGUAGGAAGCAGUGGAUGGAGGCCAUGGAUGGAAAGGAACCAAUUUAUCAUUCUCCAAUUCAAAAGCAGGCAGAAAUGGAGCUGAAUGACCUGGGCUUCAAGUUUGUCAGAAAAUGCAUCAACUUUGUUGAAACAAAAGGGCUGACUCAGGAAGGGGUCUACAGGACUGUGGGCAGCAACAUUCAAGUACAGAAACUUCUGAAUGCCUUCUUUGAUCCAAAGUGCCCAGGUGAUGUAGAUUUCAAUUCGAAUGACUUUGACAUUAAGACCAUCACUAGUGCCUUGAAAUUCUAUUUACGGAGUCUCAGCGAACCGCUCAUGACCUACAGUCUGCACGGCAAACUGAUUUUAGCAGCAAAGUCUGAGAAUCUGGACUAUCGGUUAGGAGCGGUCCACUCUCUUGUUUACAAACUUCCAGAGCGGAAUAGAGAGAUGCUGGAACUGCUAAUCAAACACCUGGUCAGUGCAUGUAGCCACAGCAGUGAAAAUCUGAUGACGGUGUCGAAUAUGGGUGUAAUAUUUGGCCCCACGCUCAUGAGAGCUGAGGAGGAGACGGUGGCUGCCAUGCUGGAUAUAAAGUUUCACAACAUCAUCAUGGAGAUCCUUAUCGAGGACUACAGCAAGAUCUUCAAAGGUCCUCCAGAAGAAACCACACCGCCUCCUGUCCCGCCUCCAAGGGUGACACCACGAAAACGGCAGCCAAUUACAAUUUCGAAACGCCCACCUCGUAAUUUCCCUGCCCUUCAGCCUCCAAAUUUUGAGAGACGAGAACAAAACGGUGCCACCCAUAAUGGUGGGGAACCCGAUGGAGAUACCGGUCCGGUUCCUCAUCAGAGAACAAAACUGGCACCUCCUUCCGUCUCUCCUCCAUCGAUCCCUCUCUCCUCUCCGAAGCCCAGACCUGGCCUCCGCCCGUUGGAUUGUGAUAUUUCCAAGUUGGACAUUAGGAUACAAGACGGCCAGAGGUCGGACGGCACGUUGACGACCGGCGGGGAGUCGGGAGUGAAGGUGAACCGAGCUCAGUCUUUCCAGGGAAGGAGGCAACCGCUUCAAGGGACAACCGGUAACCUAGCAACAGGAGAGGCUCAGGGUCUAAAAGGACGAUCUUUCACAGAGAAGAGUUCCAUCUGCCGGCCACCCACUCGACCGCCGGAUCCGCCCUCCCGUUUCCCCACUAAACCUCCAAAUGAAGAGACGAUAUCAUAUGUCGCCACCAAGACCAAAUUUUUUGAGAACGCUUCCAGGCAGACGGGAAGCUCCAGUCCAAUUUCUUCUUGUAAUGCCUCACCUGCAACCUCUAGAGAUGAGAACACUAAAUAAGAAAUAACUUCCAGUCAAUCGACUUGCGGGCCAAUUAGCGCACAGCUGCGUUCGAGUGAGUGAGUGCGUGCAGCACGGGCCCGAGUCUAGACCUGGUAUUGGGAGAUCAAUUAUUAAUGUUACAAGCAGACACGGACAUCAGUGCCAGCUUUGUUUUUGUGAAUGAGUCUGAAAGGGUACUGUUUUUGUCUUCCGCACUUGCUUACUAAGUCUUUGAUUCUGAUUCGGAUGAAAGGACAGAAACAAAGCAUUGUAUCUUGUUGUAUUGAAAACGUUUUGACCUUCUUGUGAACGGUAGCGAUAACUUCCUCCCUAUUGCUUCCACCCUAUUGUUUUCCCCGUUUCUCUGACCUAGUUUACAAGAGUCUCGCACACGUAUGUUGGCACUACAGAAGUCGCUUGAAGAAAGAUUGAAGCAGGCUACACCCGAAUGUAUUAUAUAAUAUUCCGAAUCAACACUAAUCUGUGUUUAAUUACUCUGAAGCUGAACACGGAUCUAUGAAUUAUCCAUUAUUAUCGUAGUUAUUAGUAACUGGAAGAAGAUGAAUGAUCUGGGUUCAGAAAUAUUUUUGACAAGAAAAGUAGUUACAGUAAUUGCAAAAUGUUUCUCCUUUCAUCUGGUGGGACACGCCUGUGGUGUUCCUAUAAGGCAAACCGAAAGGAAUUGAAAGAGAGGAACUUUCAUUACCUGACUAGUUCACAGAGCUAAAUGUGCUUAUUCUUUUCAAUAGGCAUUGCCAUACCUCCAUUUCACCUUUUUUAAAUUAUCAGUCGACCUUACUGAUAAGAAAACUCCUUCUUUAUUUAGCUGAACUGGACCUUUUAGAAUGAAAGUCUCUAUCUUUGACCGUAAAGUGUUUGACCUUAAAACCACUCUGGGCCUUUAUCCGGAUGUUUACUUUGGUCAAUUUGAUUUUUAAAUGUGAAGGAUUAAAUAAGAGACUAAAUAUGUCGAUAAAGUUGAAAUUUUAGAGAAUUGUACCGAGGUUUGGCAGGAGCUCGCAUUUGAAGCAGAUUGGGGUGCAUUCCUGUGUAAUGCAUGUAAAGCACCAAUGUGUUAUGUUUACGUUGUCAUUAAAUGUUAUUGUAAAUAUUUUGUUGUUUCAAACUUUCGUAACAGUCACUAAACCCUGUGUUGUAUUUGUGUUUGAAUGUACUGCAACUGCAAGAAAAUGCAACUACCUGUAAGCAAAAAAAAGUUGUUUUGUUUGAUUUCUUGUGAAUGUGAACUAUGACAGUAGUAAGGCCUUACUGUACAGAAUAAAAUUGCCAGA